Molecule: messenger RNA, 1154 nt
Organism: Armigeres subalbatus
Lineage: Eukaryota; Metazoa; Arthropoda; Insecta; Diptera; Culicidae
Product: farnesol dehydrogenase-like
Exons: 3
Coding region: 281-1027 (248 amino acids)
Source: RefSeq, a predicted model, not a curated record
CCCGCGUAAAAAACAAUUCCAGUGUAAAUCGUAAAGCCAACAAACCAACAAUCCGGAGCCAAGAGGAGCCACUCCAACUUUUAUAAAUUUGUUUUGUCUGUGAUGUCAAAUAUUUAAUUACAUUCGCCAAUGAUGAUGGCCCUUUAAUAUGCACGUUCAUUAAUUGCACUUACUGUUGCACUACAAGUUAAGAUGAGUUCUGAUAAAUAAAAACCGAUGGGUUGGUAUUAUGAAACAUUAGUUACAUUGUGGUGUCGCUUGCUGGAGGUUAAUUUCCGGGAUGGAUCAAUGGCGAGGAAAGAUUGCCGUGGUGACUGGCUCUAGUGCUGGAAUUGGCGCAGCCAUUACCGUUCAGUUGACCAACGCCGGGAUGAUAGUGGUUGGGUUGGCUAGGCGUACCGAACGCACUGAAUUAUUGAAAGAACAAAUUACGGGCAAUUUGAGAAAAAACUUACAUGCAAUGAAAUGCGAUGUUAGUAACGAAAACGAUAUUGUUGCUACUUUCAAAAAAAUCGAGAAAACUUUUGGCGGCAUUGAUGUGCUGAUUAACAACGCUGGUGUGGUUCGUGACACGAGACUGAUCGAUCCAAGCAAUUCGCAACAUAUACGUGAAACAUGGGAGACUAAUGUGAUGGGUUUAGUGGUGUGUACCAGAGAAGCUUAUCAAUCCAUGAAACGUAGAUCUGAAGGCGGACAUGUCAUCAACAUUAACAGCGUUGUUGGGCACAGUCUUCCUUAUUCCGUGGAAGCUUUAAUUUCAUCUUACAAUAUGUACGCCCCUUCAAAGUAUGCAGUAACGGCAAUCACUGAAGUCACACGCCAGGAGCUGUUGAACGAAAAGUCCAAUGUUAAAAUAACAAGCAUAAGUCCCGGGGCAGUGAAGACCGAAAUAUUGGAAUUAACCGACGUUAAGAUCCCUCUACUCAAUGCGGAAGAUGUCGCACAAGCUGUCGUCUACGUAUUAUCAACUCCACCUCAUGUACAGGUUCAUGAGCUCACCAUCAAACCAGUUGGAGAACGAUUCUAAUCCUGCAACUAGGAUUGAAAAAAUAAGACAAAUUUUAUUUGUUAAUAUUUGUGUAUAUUAAAAUUGUAUAUAAAAUGUACACCAUGAGCAAAAUAUAAAGUUUCAAAAAAUCAAAGGUACAAUUGAA